UCUCUAGCUAGACCAUCGAUCGAAGUAAAUUCCAGAAGUUGUUCUGUCAAUUACCACACGAGGCUGGGACAUUAAUUGACCUCAGCUGCGAUCCCUGUCGCUGCGUUGGCGGUCAGGCAAACUGAGAAUGGAGACUGAUUCUCUCUCAGUCUUCGAAUCCAGCAACAGGAUCGACAAUUCAGCCGACGUAAUUGGAUCCUUCAUUGCAGAUUGGGUACAAAUCAAAUACUUCUAUUCCGAAGCAGCUAGUCUUGCGCAAGAGCUUUGCGAAACUCUCCUUGCUAGCAACGCCAUUCGUGCAAUCGUCACCCAUCGAGUCAAGCAAGGCCAUCGGUUGGAAGCGAAACUCAGAGAGCGAGUGCGAAAGCUAGGGCGAGAGUACAAGACCGCCAGAGAAAUUAGAGAUGAUGUCGUUGAUCUUGCUGGAGUGAGAAUUGCUCUCUACUUCCCAAGUGACAGAGAGAAAAUCGACAAGAUAAUUCACGAUGCUUUCACUGAGGUUAAACACAAGACAUUCCCAGAGCAAGAUAGCAACCGAGUUUCUGACUCAAUGUCUCUCGUCACAGAGACAUCUCUCGACUUCCAGCAACGAUUCCAUGGCUAUUCAGCCGACCACUACCGAGUUCGGAUGAGGGUUGAAAAUUUGGCUACAAAAAAGCUUCGAGACGACUUUCAGAAGACAAAUCCGGUAAUUGAGAUUCAGGUUGCAUCAGUGCUGAUGCACGCUUGGGCGGAGAUAGACCACGACCUCGUGUACAAGACUCUUACUAGUGGACCUGCAUCUCAGCAAGAACUUCGACUUCUCGAUGCCACCAAUGGUCUUGUGCAUACUGGGGAGGUCUUGCUACAACAGCUGCAGACAGCUAUGGACGAUCGUGUGGCGUAUCAAAACAAGCCCUUCAGCGAGCAGUAUGAGCUUUUGAGCUUCUUGCGAGGGCAGAUCAAAAAGGCUAAAGGGUCGAUGGAGCACUUGGAUAUUCUGCUUCUCGUGCUGAAGAUAACAGAUCUCGAUUCCCCACGAAAAUUGGGAGAAAUUCUGGAAGGCUUUAUGAUUCCACCCAAGAGCAACGCUCCUAUCGCGCUCAUUAUCUUGGAGCAUAUAUUGUGUUCGCUUGGUGAAGAUCAACGUCGCAAUAACAAUCUUUAUCUCAGACCUAGAUCGGUUGUACUCAGAGAGCUCGAGAUUGACAAGACAAAUUCCAAAUGCUAUUCGACCGACGUCAGCACGCGUGAUAAGAUUCUCGAUCAAAGAGACAUUCUCGAGAUGGCCGUAUCUGUUGCGGAUAUUAUGCGCUUCCCUGAAAAGUCUAUCCUCGUUGUCGAAGGCAUGCCGCAGAAGUUCAGAAAGUUCUAUGCCCUUUAUAAUCUGGUACAUUUCGCUACCAUUCGUCCUGAUAAAGAAAGCAAGGAAGGCGAGAAGUGGUUGUGUGAGAUAUCACUAAGAGAACUAGAUCCACUUUGGACAUGGUUCGAGACCAAUGAAGAUGUUUUGUUCCGUGUUUCUUUGCUACUAGCGAGAAUGAACGUGGAGGAAGUUGAUCAAGAACUGAUCAAGUUGCGUCCAUCAAGCGGCUUUCAACGUCUGCCUUCCGUAUACGAGCCGAAUGCGGGUUAUCUGAGUCCUAGGCAUAUUAGCCCUGGUAACAUGAGCCCUGGAUAUUUCAGCUCAGGAUCACUCAAUCGAGGCGAUGAUAAUACCGACUCGAGGGUUUCUAGGACGCCAGAAGGAUCCAGAAGCCCGACGACCAGUCCAAUACCCGGCAACCAAUCAAAGAACCAACGCCCCGAGAGAGGAUCUCCUGCUGCACGAGCAACCCCCCAAAAUUUCGAUACUGACGAGGAAAACGAAGAAGACGAUUCACCAGUCGUCAUACCGGAACGUACCAGACGACCAUAUAUUGAAUCAACCUCCAGGCCUGAGUCAGAAAACAGGCUGGACCGCGACAAGGGCGCUCCCAUAGAAUCGAGAGCAGAAAAACACAGAAAUGAGGCCGAAAGAUCGCCAGAGCACGAAAAUGUCACACCUACGCCUGGAAAGCGAAGAUAUGCAUCGGAGAGAGUACCACAGAUGGAUUUCAUAAGCACAAGAUCGAUGCCAGAAGCAAGAGUAGAAAGAGAAGAGUUCAUGAACGAUCAGCCCAGACUCACGUCCCGGGGUCCUAAUAGGAACGCCUAUGUCGAGGAAGAGAGUUCUGAUGGUUCUGACGCAGAACCAAGAAACCCAAUGGUAAGAGUCCACCAACAAAGUGGACGGCAAUCAUAUAGGCCAUCAAGUCAACUACCACAACCAAGGACAAAGCGAAGAGAGUCCUACCACGCCACCUCAAGUCCAGGCGAAUAUACUAUGCCUGAGGUUCCCGAAGUUCCGGAGCCGCCCGAUUUAGAACAAGAUCCUGAACGGGUUGCCGAGCCAAGAUAUCGCGGGCAGUCGUCUGCAUCUAUGACAUCUAUGCCAGUAGCUGCAGCACCUACGAAACCAAAACGAAGAGAUACCGGGCGAUCAAGGAGAAACGACUACUAUCGGUCCAACGAGCCAGCGCUGCGCAGGAGAUUUGAGCCAUUAGGUGGGAGAGCGAGAUCAAUGGAGGAGCCUGCACCAUCCUUUAGUGGGCCACCAGCAUAUUUCCCAACAGAUUACCGAGAGCCGCAACCACAACGACCUCAAGCCCCAAGAUUGUCAACGUACUACCCAGUGUCCGCACCGUCUGGCCCUCCUGGUUCUGGUUGGUAGUCAGGUUAGAUGCCGCGCCAAGUUCUUGGUUGCGGAGGCUACUUUCUCUUUUGAAGGAAUGGACAAUCGUCUUCAACAUUAAAGUAGUCUAUACGCACUAUCAUAAAAUAGCAAGGCCGUCAAAUGAAUUAGUUCGUUACUUGCAGUUCUGUAAGACACAGAAGCGCCUUUGCUCGUCAUUUCCUCGAAACAUUUUACCACACCGCUUUUUGACGUUCAUCUACCACGAAUCCCCUUCAUUGCCACCCUCUCUUUCUCCAACUUUGCACCUAUGCAGCCACAACAAUAAACGAAUCAAAGUACCAAACAGGACCAUUCAAACAAGAAUCGAUAUCGAUCUCGAUUGUAUCCUCGAGUAUGCCUCCUUGGAAUAU
Molecule: messenger RNA, 3105 nt
Organism: Mollisia scopiformis
Lineage: Eukaryota; Fungi; Ascomycota; Leotiomycetes; Helotiales; Mollisiaceae
Exons: 2
Coding region: 128-2731 (867 amino acids)
Biological process (GO): guanosine tetraphosphate metabolic process
Source: RefSeq, a predicted model, not a curated record